AUGCCCUUCUUAGAUGUUUAUGGAGACGGGAAAAAUGUUAUUCCAACCAUUCACAUAAAGGACCUUUCAAUGAUUGCUCAGGCCGUAUUUGAAGAGCAACCGGAUUCAUAUUACAUUGUAGCAAGGGAUCGUAGUGAAUCAACCCUAGCUGGAAUUUUAACGGCAAUUUCAGGCGUCUUCAGUAGCGGUGACAUUAGACGAAUGUCAGAUGACGAGGUCGCUAGAAUUCGUGGUAUUCCAAUAAAAGAAAGGCUUGCAUUUUCUUUCAAGAAAUAUCAGAUCGACCAGUUAACAAUGGAUCUGGUGAUCAGUAAUGUGACACUACAGGAGGCGCUAACAAUUCCCUGGAAGUGUGAAAACGGAAUGAUUGAAAACAUCGCAACUCUUGCUCGGGAAUACGUCGAAGCUAAGGAAUUCAAACCUCUUCGAAUCUGCGUUCUUGGACCUCCUUUUGUGGGCAAGACAACGCACGCAAUGGAGCUGGCUCGUUAUUACGGUCUUCACUACAUCCAUGUCAUGCCGGUGCUCUACGAAGCAUACCUCCGCUUGAGGAAGCCAAUAAAGGCCCUUGAAGAGAUUGAAAAGGCUAAGAAGCUGGCGAAGAAAGAGAAGAAAAAAGCUGACGCAGGAGCUCCGGCAAAAGCGUCCCCACCACUGCCACCACCACCUCCUCCACCACCGCCACGCCCACCUCCGCCACCACAACCACCACUUCUGGCUACAACUACCUCCCAAGACGUGGCCGAUGAACACCUGAGUACAAUGACUUUCCCCAUGAGCGAUCUCAUGCCGUCUGAUCACGUGGAUGCUGCAUUCUCCCAAGCUCUUCCCCCUCCGACCCCACUAACCGUGUUCUCUGAGCUGCCGGAUGAUGAUAACGCUCGCCCUCCCUCGGAAGUGUCACUUAUCGACUCCUUGCCAGAAGAGGUUCAGCAACGGUACCCCUUCUAUCCCCCGGUACGGUGGAAGGACGAGGAUGAACUGGUCAAAAUGGCGAAUGAAGCUAAAACUGAACUGAUCGAUUUUAUAAAUGGGCUACUUGAUGACUUUCAUGUAGAGGACCAUAUCAUUACAAAAUAUCUCCGACAAAAACUGCUAUCUAAACCCUGUUGUAACCAGGGCUUUGUUCUAGACGGUUAUCCCAACUCGUUUGAGCAAGCGGAAAUGUUAUUUAGAAGAAGUGAUAAUGCAGUCACAUUGAACUUGUUUACAGGCCGAGUCGGAUCUGGAGGGGACGCGCGGCACCCAACAUUUGAUCCGCUUUUGUUUCCUCAUCAUGUGGUGUACCUGGAGGCCAGUAACGCCCUUGUGACUCAUCGUUUCAAGAAAAUGAUGGCAGACGAGGGAAUCGAGCUUGACGAGUUGCCCGACUACGACGACGUCGACGGCUUGACGAUGGACGUUGAAGAGGAGUUGAGAACACGAGUCUUAAAACAACAGAAGGGAAAAAAUGAGGACAAUAAAGGUGACAAGAAACGACAAUACAAGAAGGGAGAUGAACUCAAAAUAAAGUGGAUAAAGCCGGCAGAAUCAUCUGAACGAAGGCUUAGGCGUCGCUUGGAAAAACACCGAGCUUUGAUGGCCCCACGAGCUGCUUCGGCUAUUGUUGAGAAGACUUUUGAGCCCUACAGUCCUCUUCUUGCCAAACAAGAAGCGAAGUCCAGGCGACCCAGGUCCGCGGCGUCGCUGCAGGUGCCGCGACCGUGGCCGCGAAAAGAGCUGCCCCCGGCACAGUUAGAUCCACUCGAAAAAAAUGUCCUCACCUACUUCGAUCUUCGUGAACUUCAUCCCUUCGUGGUGAACAUGGAUAGGGACAAGAGCCAACCUCUGUAUCCAGGUGGGCCCCAAAAAUUUACCUUCAAGAGCAUUCUGAAAAGGAUCUCCAAGUCGGCAACCGGGGAAUUCGUGCGUACCGCUCGAGCCCUGCUGGACGAGAGGGACACGGACGAGCGGAACGUCCAAGCAAUGAAAAAGCAGUGGGCCGACUUAGAAGACUACAACGACGAACUUCGUGCUGAAGCCGCUGAAGUGCUUUCCAAAAGAGAACAGGCCAUUUGGCAUGACUGGCUGAUGUUGUUAAGGAAGGAAAAUGAACAGCUUCACACAGUCAAAUCUAUGCCUCGUAGAAACUACCUACUUAGAUACGUACUCCCAGUGGUAACCGAGUGCCUGGUUCUCUACGGACAAAGCAGACCAACUGAUCCAGUCGAAUUUUUGGUAAUAUUUUUUUCAUAG
Molecule: messenger RNA, 2235 nt
Organism: Mesocestoides corti
Lineage: Eukaryota; Metazoa; Platyhelminthes; Cestoda; Cyclophyllidea; Mesocestoididae
Source: the annotation of a GenBank genome assembly